Molecule: messenger RNA, 4968 nt
Organism: Paramisgurnus dabryanus
Lineage: Eukaryota; Metazoa; Chordata; Actinopteri; Cypriniformes; Cobitidae
Gene: dsc2l
Product: desmocollin 2 like
Biological process (GO): calcium-dependent cell-cell adhesion; cell-cell junction assembly; cell-cell adhesion mediated by cadherin
Cellular component (GO): adherens junction; plasma membrane; catenin complex
Molecular function (GO): calcium ion binding; cadherin binding; beta-catenin binding
Source: RefSeq, a predicted model, not a curated record
UUUCAGCGAACUGUCGCUUUUAGCUUUAUAGAUACAUAAACUCGGAGGCUGUACCGCUAUUAUCUGCCCCACCCAUGCUUAAAACCUCAAUGGCAUGAAACGGCCACCACCUCACCGCACCCACAGGACUUUAUACACACAGUGUGCUGAAAUUCAUCCACAGCAGAUCACAUAGACACACAUCAGGAUGUAUCGACGCGCUCUCAUAUGCGCUAGCCUCAUUGUUUUGGUGCUGUUUCAGUUCAGUGAAUCGUGUGAGCUGGGGCCUGUUCAUGCCUUUGUGCCUAAGACACUGCCUGCCGGUUACGUUAUCUCAAAAGGAACAGAUGAAUUAAAUUUAAAAGGCUGUGGAGGGGUCAGACCAGUGGCCUUUACUUCAAGCGAUCCAGACUUCGUUGUAAAUACAGAUGGAACCAUCACCACAGUUCGUGAUAUGGUGAUCACCACAAAAUGGUUUUAUGUACUGGUGCAGGAUGACAGUGGUCUGCAAUCCAUUUUGGAUGUCACCCUGACAUGUAUAGAUGAGGACUCCCAGAAGUCCGUGGCGGUUAAGAGGCGUUUCAAGAGAAGAUGGAGACCUUUGCCUUUCUCUGUCGUUGAAAAUGACACUCCUCCAUUCCCUAAGGAUAUAGAAAUGAUUGCAUCCGACUCUUCUGUAGAUUACAACGUGUAUUAUGUGAUCAGCGGGAUGGGUGUUACGACGGAACCUGUUGGUCUGUUCCUGCUGGACAAGACAACCGGCAUGAUCCGUGUGACCAGGCCCGUUGACCGUGAACAGUACCCACAAUAUAUUUUUAAGGCUCAGGUGUUUGACAAAGAUACCAAUAAAGAAACUGACGAAUUUCUGCCCGUUAUUGUGAAUGUGGAGGAUGUGAAUGACAACGCCCCUGAGUUUUCCGGAAGUCGUGCUUUCACUGCGCAAGAACGAUGCUCUGCAGGUACUCUUAUAGGGAUUAUAAAUGCCACAGAUAAAGAUCAGGCUGGAACCCUACACACCAAGAUCAAGUUUAGUCUUUUCAAUGCUACCGACUUGUUCGCCAUCAAUGGUGAGACAGGAGCAUUAACUGCUAAAUCCAACACCUUAGAUAGAGAGGCUGAGGAGAAAGUCUACGUUGGCAUUGAAAUAAGAGAUAUGAACGGCGCUUCAACUGGGCUCUUCAACAGGGGGACUGCUGUGGUUACACUCACAGAUGUUAAUAAUAACCCACCCACUUUUAAAGAGAAGUUGUAUAAGGGUACGGUGAUGGAAAACCAACAAAAUGUGCUAGUUCUUAGAAUCCCAGUGGAGGACAGGGAUCUAAUAAACACCCCUAACUGGCGGGCCCUGUAUGAGGUCACCAAAGGAAACGAGAGUGGCAACUUCAGAAUGGAAACAGACCCUAAAACCAACGAAGGGCUUCUCUAUGUUAUAAAGCCACUGGAUUAUGAACAAACUCCUUUGGUGAAGUUGGUAGUAACUGUCCGUAAUGAAGCUCCAUUGGUUGGGGUUCAAGCCACUUGGAACACUGUGCCUGUGGAGCUCUCUGUGGGAGAUGAAGAUGAGGGUCCAGAGUUCAAUCCUUCCAUUCUACGUCUCAAAGUCAAGGAGAACCUUCCAAAUGGAACCGUCAUUGGAACUUACACGGCUCUGGACCCAGAGACCAAAAGCAGCAAGGGAAUCAAGUAUACUAAGCUCAGUGACCCAGGAAGCUGGAUCACUGUGGUGGAGAACACUGGAGAACUGAAAGUGGCCAAUACUAUUGACCGUGAAUCUCCUUUGGUUCACAACGACCUUUACAACAUAACCGUGGAAGCAAUGGAUGAAAGUAAGAAGAAAGGAAAGGGAACGGUUAUAAUGCUGAUCGAAGAUGUGAACGAUAACGUGCCUCUUAUUCCGACAUCUGAGCUGGUCUUGUGUAGUCAGGCUGAUAAGAUGGGCUCGGUCCUGGUCGAAGCUGAGGACAAAGACCAGUCACCUUACUCAACUCCCUUCAUUUUCGAACUCGGACCAGAGAAUGAUGGCAAAUGGAAACUAAAGGAUACUACAAGUUCCUCUGUGGUGCUGGAACAAACUGAAUUCUUGCCCAACGGCGAGUACAGUGUACCGCUGAUGGUGAAGGAUCUGCAGGGAAGUGGGAAAGAGCAAAAUGUGAAAGUGCGAAUUUGUUCCUGCGAGAGGGAGGAACAUGGUUUGGGAAUAUGCGGGGCUCGGAGCGCCUCUGCCGCUCUGGGAAGCUGGGGCAUUCUCGCCUUAGUUCUCUCUGGCCUGCUGUUGUUAUUGUUAUGUUUGUUGCUCAUCUUCAUCUGCAACACUAAGAGAGAAAAGGUUUAUAUAAAUGAUGACGUUGAUGGAACUGGUGGAAUGCUGCUUAAAUCCAACACUGAGGCUCCUGGGGAAGAAGUGAAAGAUGGAGCUUUCAUGAAGCUGCAGAGUGUAGAUAUCAUGGAUGGGUCAGAGAAUAACAUGGCUGUGGACAUUAAGAAUGUGGGUAUGUCUGGGAGUCGCUACGGUCAGCAAUCUUUCCACGGUGGAGGCAUCUACAACAGCACCACCCAGGAGUUUGGGACAGAGAAUAUCCGCUCAUCUGGAAUUUUUGAUACCAAUCUCUAUGGCUCCAGCACCAUGAUAAGGAAGCAAGGAAGCAUGAACACUUUCAGACAUGGAACCUUGAAUGCGUGGAAAAUGAAUAAGCAGCUGUUGGACAAAAAACUGGCCUACCUUGGAGACGAAGAGGAGGGGCGUUAUGCAGAUGACCUGAUAAAGGUUUACGGGAACGAGGGCAGGGGGUCUGCCGCAGGCUCUAUAGGAUGUUGUAGCAUGCUGGAAGAACAGGAUUCAUCAGACUUUUUAAACACUCUAGGACCAAAAUUCAAACCCCUGGCCGACAUCUGCAGCAGGCCAACUCGUGGUGGGAAAUAAUAGAUUUGAUUGGCACAGAAGAGUACUUUAUUCAUUGGACCUUGAAACCACACUGCAAAAUAUAUAUUCAGCAAUAUUAUUGUGUUAUUUUUAAGAAAUAUCCCAUUAUCCUUAUAACAAGAUUUAUUUACUUGAGAAGUAAAAAUUGUGAGGAUAUAUUUUUAUUGUUUUAGGUACACUGCAAUAAAUUAGAUUUAAGUGUAAGGUAUAUCAAGAUAUUACCUUUAUAUUUUUGCAAUCUAAGUACAUUUAUCUGGUUAUAAGGAUGUUUAUUUUGUUUAGAUGCACGUCAGAUCUGUUGAUGAAGAAAAUUUGUUUUAAAAGGAGUGCAAGAUUUGCUGGAUUAGAUAAUGUGCGAGUGUGUUUGUGUGCCUGUGUUUCACAUUUUGUAUGAGUGUGUUACAACCAAACAAGCCUUUUAAUGAUGUUUGCUACACGUGGAUCUGCUUUGCACACCACACUUUAUCCUCACAGAGCAGAGAAGCGACACUGUUUAAAUAUUAGUAUAAAGAAAAGACGUUUGUAUUUUUCUGGUCAAUUGAAAUUCUCAGCUCUGUGAAGUAUUACGUGAGUCUAUAUUUACAAGAAAAGGAUGAAUGUGACACUUAAUAUUUGGGAUGUGUGAAGCAUUUCUCAGCUCAAAAAGCACUGACAUACACUAUUUAAAAUGAAGGUGCUAAAAAGGUUUUUUUUGCAGUAAUCCCAUAUCAUUUUUUUGUUCCCCAAAGAAGCUUUCAGUCAAAGACUCUUAAGCUGCGUGGACAUCACCAGCGACUUUGUCACUGUGUGUCUCCCAUCUCUUUUAAUGAGAUCAAUAGGAGGCGUUACUGAGUAAGGGAUGAUGUGUAUGCAGCCAGUUGUUAUCGCAGAAUUACUGUAAUCCCUGACAGUGUGAUCAGGACCCGGUGCGAAGCAGAGGUUUUAUAUCAAACUGAAAGGGAUUAUCCCGCUUACAUAAUGGCUAUUUUUCUCAUAAGUAAGGUAGGGAACAUUAAAUGUUGAUUUGAAAUAUAUAAUGAGCUAAUUUUAAACCAAUCCUGACCUUCCGCGAUGAAAUCCGUUUACUUUCACGUACACACUAUCUGGUUUAAUCAUUUGCAAAUAUAAUGUUAGACAUUCAUAUUUAAUUUUUGUGUAAUAUUAAACUGUACCUGUCAAAAUAAUUUGGAGCAUCUGGUUACCUUUGUUAUUAGUUUUGAGUGAUUGUUAUCUGGGUUUAACCAACCUGAAAAUGUUGCGGAUGGCCAAUUGGAAUUAAGCAUUCCAACGAGCCGUGUAAUACUGUAAUUUUGGUUAGCCUACAAUUAUAAACCAAUGAGUAACCGUCUAACGCAAUAACUGAAGAAAAACAGAUGACACCAACUCCACUGCUUUACUCCUAUUGGUUUGCAUAAAGUUGAGAUUUUCUCAAGUUGCUCAACUUUUCAACAUAUUCCUGUUACCAAGGGUCACUGUCGCUCAUGUCGUCGAAAUGAUCCAUUUUUCCGUUAAAAUGAGUGAGGUCAUGAUACUAGUCGUUGGCUGUGUGUACGCAGCUUUAGGACGUUUUCUUUCUUUCUUUUACACUACAAAGACAGUUUUGUGCAACCAAAUGAUUCUUUAUGGAAGAUAGCUCUUAAAUUAACAUUUUAGUUUGUUUUUUUUAAGUGUAAAGACUCAGAAUUUAUCCUUAACCUGUGCGGUAUUACUGUAGUCUUGUUGUUUGACAACCUUAAAACUGUGUAGUUGCAAUUGUAUAGUGAUUUUAGUUAACAAAAACACUUUUUUUAUGUAAAAAUGUUAAACAUUGAUGUUUCAAAUCAGUGGUUCUCAAACCACUUUUCGGCAUGCACCUGCACCCCCUGCAAAGGGUGCAUCUCUAGAAGAAUAGAUAAAAAUAACAACACUUAAAAGUGCAGAUUUUUUAUAUUUCCGUUUUGUUUUAUUGUAAAGUUUGUUUUUAUUUCUUUUGUAUUUGCGGGAAACCGUAUCAAUAGCAUAACUAAUUCAUGUAGGGGAUGCUCUAAUGUCAGAUUUCUUAAGAGGAUAUGUUUUGUAAAUAUUUUAAUAAAAUUGUUCACAGACCCUGA